AACGGCACGGAGAAGGUGAGGUUCGUGGAGAGGUACAUCUACAACCGGAUGGAGCACGUGAGGUUCGACAGCGACGUGGGGCGGUUCGAGGGGUUCACCCCCUUUGGGGAGUGCAAUGCCCGGCACUGGAACAGCGACCCGGAAUGGAUGGAGAACAGACGGACUGCGGUGGAUUGGUUCUGCCGGGACUGGUACGAGCCCGACGCGCCGUUCAGCGGGGGGAUCGUCACCCCGUUCAGCGUGGAGCGCAGAGUGCCCCCCAGCGUGUCCAUCUCGCUGAUGCCCUCGAGCUCCCAGCCCGGCCCCGACCGCCUGCUCUGCUCCGUGAUGGAUUUCUACCCUGCCCAGAUCCAGGUCAGGUGGUUGCAGGGCCAGCAGGAGCUCUCGGAGCACGUGGUGGCCACCGACGUGGUGGCCAACGGCGACUGGACCUACCAGCUGCUGGUGCUGCUGGAAACGCCGCCCCGGCGCGGGCUCAGCUACACGUGCCAGGUGGAGCACGUCAGCCUGGAGCAGCCGCUGAGACAGCGCUGGGGUACGGGGGAGGCACUGGGGGGC
Messenger RNA from Ficedula albicollis (Collared flycatcher), 558 nucleotides. Its product is annotated as class II histocompatibility antigen, B-L beta chain-like. Gene Ontology annotation, biological process: immune response; antigen processing and presentation of exogenous peptide antigen via MHC class II; immunoglobulin production involved in immunoglobulin-mediated immune response. The transcript has 2 exons. Gene Ontology annotation, cellular component: membrane; MHC class II protein complex. Gene Ontology annotation, molecular function: MHC class II protein complex binding. The annotation marks the transcript as partial. Lineage: Eukaryota; Metazoa; Chordata; Aves; Passeriformes; Muscicapidae. The record is from RefSeq and is a predicted model, not a curated record.